UAGUCGUAGACAACGAUGGGAACGCGUUGACACCACAAAGGGAGACACAAAUGUUGUCAUAUAUUUCGAUAGAAUAACCCGAUCGAAGAUCUUUCUGACAGUCUGUGGCCAUCGGACCCAUCGUGUGGUCAACACUAAAGCCGUUCCCAUCGUUGUCUACGACUACUAUAAUCGUCAACAAAGCGCUCGUAAGCUGAAAGGGAUUCAUAACGUGCAUCACUCCAAUAGUUUAAAAAGCAAUUACUAUAUUGUGUUCACUCGCACGCCAUUGUUGGCCAACUCCAGUGCCGCACAUUUGGUGAACAUAUCUAACGCACACUUUGACAAAUA
Oppiella nova is the source of this 330-nucleotide messenger RNA. The record is from the annotation of a GenBank genome assembly. Lineage: Eukaryota; Metazoa; Arthropoda; Arachnida; Sarcoptiformes; Oppiidae.